AUGGAGAGUCUGAUUCUGCAAUCACUUGUUCCAGAUGAUGAGCUGAUGGUUCGCAAGUCUGUAAGCUAUCGUCCGAGGGUUGGGGCCGACUACUUUAUCCAACAUGGCCAGUCCGUCACUCCAACAUCGGAGGAGUGUGAUACAAGGAUAAAAGAGAGAGCUGCGGAACUGAUGGAGCAGAUAAGAAGCAUGUCCAUGGAUCCUACUGACAUCUUGCAAACUAUGAAUUUGGUCGAUUCAAUCCAGCUUCUUGGAUUGGAUUAUCGCUUCGAGAAGGAAAUAAGUGAAGCGUGGGACAUGAAGGUUGUUCAUCAAUUACCAGAGUACAUGAAGGAUUAUUAUCUAAAGCUAAUCCACACCUUUGAAGAGUUUGAAGAUUUAUUGGCUUCCGGUGAGAAAUAUCACAUAACCUAUUUGAAGGAAGUGGUACAGAUGAAAGAUUUAUCUAAAGCUUAUUUUGAGGAAUCCAAAUGGAGAGAUCAACGUUACGUGCCAACUUUGGAAGAACAUCUACGUGUUUCCCUAAUUAGUGCAGCGUAUCCUAUGCUCGAAUGUGCUUCUUUUGUUGGAAUGGGAGAAAUAGCAACUAAGGAGGCAUUUGAGUGGAUUACUAGUUUCCCAAAGAUUGUCCAAGCUUCUGCAAUAAUUUCUCGUAUCAUGGAUGACAUUACUUCACAUGAGCUGGAACAAACUAGAGCACAUGUUGCCUCCACAGUCCAAUGCUACAUGAAAGAGCACGGAACAAAUGUGCAAGUGGCUUGUAAGAAGCUCCAAGAUCUAGUUGAAGAUGCAUGGAAGGAUAUAAAUUAA
Molecule: messenger RNA, 810 nt
Organism: Musa acuminata AAA Group (dessert banana)
Lineage: Eukaryota; Viridiplantae; Streptophyta; Magnoliopsida; Zingiberales; Musaceae
Product: alpha-humulene synthase-like
Exons: 5
Coding region: 1-810 (269 amino acids)
Molecular function (GO): magnesium ion binding; terpene synthase activity
Source: RefSeq, a predicted model, not a curated record